AUGUCAGAUGGCCCUCAUGAAUCGCUCACAGCGUACACUAAAGAGCGUGUGAGAUCAAUAUAUCAGGACGGGCGGAAAUGGAAAAACAGCAACGCUAUCGGUCAACCAAGAACCUUCGAGGCGCGUUCGAUAGAACACGAUACAACAAGCGAGCUGUUUUACAUCUUUUCGGCGGCUCAGCAAAAGGAACGAUUACAAGAAAUGGGCAGAUCUUAUUUCCGCGCCGUCCAGGAAUCCCAGGAUCAUAUCGCUCGGCUAGAUGACAAGAUUGCAUCCCUGAUGUCUUGCUGCUACGAUGGCGUCCUGGACGAGGACUAUAUGGUCUCGCAGACUUGCGCAUUAUUAUCUCGCGUGCCUGGCACUCCUCCUCUGCACCGGGCAUUGAGUUCAAUGUUUUCAGGCCACAAGUUUAAUUGGGGUUACUUCGAAGGUGUCCACCACAGUCAUGUUCUGUUGAAUGAAAAUACCUGGGAAAAGCUCCUCGUAACUAAAUGGAUUGACUCAAACACCGUGAGAAUUGCUUUGACCAUUGUCCAAGUGCGUGAUGGGACGAGUAGCAACAUGGUGGAUCAUUUUCGACAGUACCUCAACACCCUAGCUGAGAUCUCAGAGGCGACGUUCUCUUUGCUCUGCCGCUGCAACGAUGUGGUGGAACAACAGUCCUGGUUGCUGGCUUCAAGUUUUCUCUGGACGUGCUGGUAUCGUGGACUCAUGCUUCAUCUCCACAGUGCUCUCCAUUUCCAUCUUCGAUUCGGCUACAACGUCGGGGCUUUGAACCGACUUGACAUGAGGCAGCCGUUGCCGCAGAUGGGCGUACUCUCAUCACCUUCAGAACCGUCAGCAUACUUGUGCCCCUGGGCGUUCGAGCUGUUACGAUCCGAUAGAGCAUCUGUGAGUCAAGAUUUCCGUCGUUUCCAUCAGCGGUUUUCGACGCUCCACUCCCAGAAGAAAGCUCGGUGCAUAGGUGGUCCAUGCCGCCCCUGUAACGGACAAGGUCCAACACAUUGCCAACGCUUUACGGGUCUGAAGAUCGUUGACCAGUCUGCUCACGACGGAUCCUGCGAUGGUCAAUGUCAGAGUUUAUUCUGGGACGAGGCGAGCUACCGCAGUGUCGCCGGAGCCAGAGCAGUGUCAAUUGUUGAUACGAAUGAAGAGUUUAUUCGAUACUGCCAGGCUUCUCGCAAGACGAUAGCUGUGUCGCAUGUGUGGGCUCAUGGUGCGGGUGGUCGACCGCACACCGGCUUCAACGCCUGUCUACAUCAGCGGCUCGUUCGAAUUGCUCGAGAAAACGACUGCGACUCCUACUGGAUGGACACGCCUUGUAUACCGGAAGAUCAUCAACUUCGAGCUGAAGCGAUCUCGUAUAUCAACGAAGUCUUCAACACAAGCAGCAUCACGCUGGUGUGGGACCGGGAUCUCAUGUCGAUCGACAUAUCUCGUCCGUCGAUGGAGGUCCAAGAGGCGAUCCUGUGCACUCUCUUGGUCUGUGACUGGACCUUGAGGUCUUGGACUCUGCUAGAGUCGAUGCGUGCCCGCCACAACAUUCAUCUCUUGUGCAAAGACAACAAGACUGUCGCGCUGAGAGACUGUCUUCUCAAUGUCCAUCACGCCGGUGCCAUCGACAUUGCGACAUUAUUGCUCACCAGCCAACAACUUCUGCCCGCGAUACAAUACGACGGUGAAGAACCCGAUGACGAACUACAGAGACAAAUGAAGGGUUACGUCCCUGUCGAGGAAGCUCUGCACCUGCUGGCUCGUCGACACGCGUCUAGACCAGGAGACAGCGUCGUCAUCUUGAGCCUGCUCAUUGACGAUAAACCCGUGUAUACUGCAGAGGCAUUCUGGAAGUCAAAGAUCGGCCAGUCCUUGUACUCGGGCGUGCUAUUUUCAUCCCAGCCCAGGCUCCAAUGUAAGGGGUUUGGAUGGGCACCUUCUCAGCCAGAAUUACCCCUAGCUGUUUUGAGUGGUGAUUCUCCACACUCUCAAGAGUACCUGUUUGACGGUUCACAGUCGUGGCCAGCGAUAAUUACCCCAGACGGUCUCGACGCGACGUUUGCCACGUUCGAAAUACCUGAACUCGAGCAAGAAUCGUCGUCGUCGUCGUCCCCGCUUCAGCAUGUCGUCACCAACCUAGCCCAGAAGUUUCCCUGGCCGGGCUCACAACGUCGUCAGCCCAGCCAAAUACAAAUCCUACGUGACCACUUCCAUCUGGAGAGGUAUAAGCACUCGCUACUUCUUCUUCCCGUCGUUGCGAACUCGUCACGCAGUGCCCCAUUCAACGCGUACCGCGGCCGGUCGAAUGGCCUGCUAUUUGCCGUGGUGGGUUCCCAUGAUGAGGAUCGGCGGACGUGGCACUGGCUCGGGACUUUUGAAUGGGACCUGACUUGUCCGCCUCUGCCAAAGAAGAGGAAGGAACGGGAGAAAGUGUUCAUUGUCUAG
Molecule: messenger RNA, 2439 nt
Organism: Fonsecaea nubica
Lineage: Eukaryota; Fungi; Ascomycota; Eurotiomycetes; Chaetothyriales; Herpotrichiellaceae
Exons: 1
Coding region: 1-2439 (812 amino acids)
Source: RefSeq, a predicted model, not a curated record